UCCCGCCUCCUUUCCAUUGCAGCCUUCUCGUGCACAGCCUGCGUAGCGGUGACUUUCAUUCGCGGUACUUUCAUUUCAGGGUGUUCAUUUGUAAAUGGCCAUGACUUCUGUUAAGAAGAUAGCGUUAUUUGGUGCCACAGGGAACACAGGGCAAGCGAUAUUAGCGUCCGCGGUGGAGCACGGUUAUGAGGUGACAGUGCUUGUGAGGGAUCCAUCCAAGCUUCCUCCCGGAGUUAAGGUGUGCAGGAUAGUGCAGGGUGACGUACUAAAUGCAGACGUGGUUGAGACUACCGUAAAAGGCCAAGAUGCGGUCAUUGUGGCUCUGGGAACAAGGAACGAUCUCUCACCAACUACAAUGUUGUCAGAAGGACUAAAGAACAUUGUGGCAGCCAUGGAGAAGCAUGGCGUCAAACGAAUCUCUUGUAUCAUAUCAUCUUUCCUCUUUUGGGAACGGUCCAAGGUCCCCGCUCAGUAUAAAGAUAUCACUGAAGACCAUGAGCGCAUGUAUGAAGUGAUCAAGGCCUCUCAGACAGAGUGGAUUGCCGCAUUUCCGCCUCACAUAGCAGAUGAACCAGCACGAGGAAACUACGUUCUGCGCAGUGAGGCACCGGUAGGAAGGGUCAUCACAAAGCAAGAUCUGGCUGAAAUUAUGAUCAAAGUUCUGACCAUGGAUGAGUACGUUGGACACGUCAUUGGAAUGGGCUACCUGCCGACUGAAAAGCCCAAAUGACACUGAGGAGCCGUCCACAAGAACUAUAAGAAGAAAGGGGGUUAUUUGUGGACAAAAAGUGCCAGGAACAUGCAAUAUGACGUCACGAGUGUUCCGAACACGUCCAUAGGCGAUUGACCCCUCGUUCAGGGAGUUGUGUAUUUAGUUGAACUUGGUGCAGUAGCUCGGAAGCUUAUGGGAACAGAGGUGGCAAGUUGUCAAGCUCUGAUGUCGACGACUUGAGCGACGCCAAGCUAAUGGUCACACCUGGUAUGGCUCAAGCGGGACUUACAAACGGCUUUUCAAUUCAUUGAGGACAGUGGUGAUAAGUAGCAGGCUCUACGUGUUGCCGACGUUUUGCUAUGGUUAAAGCAACGUGCAACGAAGUAUACCUGUAAGCAGGCACUCAUUCAGGAAAUUUUCAAUAAAUCUCCAUCAUUGUUUUUGCUAUUCCCUUGGUAUUCGAUAAUAUGGACGACUCGCUUUAUGGACGAUUUUGGUCGGGGAUGAAAGUGUCCAUAUUAAUGAGGCAAUACUGUAUACUUAGGGAGUGACUUUUUCGGGUUAAACCAGAUUCCACCUGGUUAUUCCCCCCCUCCCCGAACUGACCUCCGACCAAUUCGGGUUAAACCCAAUUUCUCCCUGAUUUCCGGUCACUAUGGAAUCCUCAAGUGAUGUUUCCACUAAAGCUGAACAAAGGUCGCCACGUUUAACACAUGUAAGAAUAGGUCACUUACGUUCCCAGGAAUACACCCAUGUGUGUCAGCACGGUCAGCCUUCGGGGAUUAGCGCUGUUAGGUCACCCCCCCCUAACCCCAAAGAAAAAAAAUAAUAUUAGGACAGGACUUAAUAGACGAGGAGAAACACCCGAUGACACAAUUAUUGCCCAAUUUCUCCCCGAAUUAGAUUUAAAAUUAGUGCCCGAUUUUUAUCCCCCGAAUCUAUGAAAGGCAUUUAACCCAAAAAAGUCACUCCCUAAGUAUACUGCACUUUAUUGUGGUGCUGUUACUUUAAGAGGCAGCAAAGCAUCUGCAGGGUGUGAAUUUUAACAUUCCUUGAAUGCAGGAAAAGUUUUGAAUCUCCAAAUAAAUUGUACAACGUUGA
This is a messenger RNA of Ornithodoros turicata, 1813 nucleotides long. RefSeq names its product flavin reductase (NADPH)-like. The coding region runs from base 95 to 730 and encodes 211 amino acids. The record is from RefSeq and is a predicted model, not a curated record. The transcript has 6 exons. Lineage: Eukaryota; Metazoa; Arthropoda; Arachnida; Ixodida; Argasidae. Gene Ontology annotation, molecular function: riboflavin reductase (NADPH) activity; biliverdin reductase [NAD(P)H] activity.